AUGAUUCAAGUGCUGCAGAUUGUAAAGGAUCUGGUGUCGCCAGCAAGACGGAGAACAGAUGCUGCUAAGAAAGGUGCAGAUGCCGAGCAGGAUGCUGCUAUCAAACUUGCCCAAGAACGAGCAGAGAUAGUUGCCAAGUAUGACAGAGGACGGGAGGGUGCACAGAUUGAACCAUGGGAAGAUGCUGACUAUCGUCUUUAUAAAGUCACAGAUAGAUUUGGGUUUCUACAUCCAGAGGAGCUUCCUGUCCAUGAUGCAGCUAUAGAAAAGCAAAAGCACCUUGAAAUUGAAAGAACUACAAAAUGGCUUAAGAUGCUGAAAAGCUGGGAAAAAUACAAGAAUAGUGAAAAG
This is a messenger RNA of Pterocles gutturalis (yellow-throated sandgrouse), 351 nucleotides long. RefSeq names its product USP6 N-terminal-like protein. The annotation marks the transcript as partial. The transcript is spliced from 5 exons. NCBI's taxonomy places the organism in Eukaryota, Metazoa, Chordata, Aves, Pterocliformes, Pteroclidae. The record is from RefSeq and is a predicted model, not a curated record.